AAAUGACGUCAGUGCAGAACAAUAAUAUGGCGUCUACGAUCGCUGUGGCGGCUACAGACAAACAACAUUUAGCGAUUCAGUCCAAAUAACACUGGUUUAUUCUCACCUAAAGACGCCAGUGGGCAACAUAUCUCCGUCGAUAAUGAGAUGUCAUAUUUAAUUUCUCUGGUCGUUGUCUAACACCAGCACUCCAUGUCCGAAGGACCUCGGGCUCCCUGGUCGAAGCGGGGUUGCGUGGAGUCGCAUCGCCGAGAGCAGGGCAAAUAUAAGCAAAGGAAAUGUGAACGUCCCUUCAGCGCAGUGAAGCCGACAGUUGGCCAGGAGGCCUCUAAAAGGUGCCUAAUGGCGGGGGAUGUGGAGGUGUACCUUUCGCAAGGGCAUGACGGCAGUGUGUCGUCGGGCUUCAGAGCCUUGUAUGAGGAGCGACUGCUGCUCGAUGUCACUCUGCUCAUCGAGGAGCACCACUUCCAGGCGCACAAGGCUCUGUUAGCAACGCAAAGCGACUAUUUCCGGGUCAUGUUCACGGCCGAUAUGCGGGAACGUGACCAGGAUAAGAUUCACAUGAAGGGGUUGACGGCAGCCGGGUUUGGUCACGUCCUUCGCUUCAUGUACUACGGUUCUUUGGAGUUGAGCAUGCUCUCGGUGCAGGAGAUCCUGCAGGCUGCCAUGUACGUGCAACUCGCCGAGGCUGUAGAGUUCUGCUGCUCCUUCCUGCUGGCCAAGAUCUGCUUGGAGAACUGUGCUGAGGUCAUGCGCUUGCUGGAAGACUUUAGUGUCGGCGUGGAAGGCGUGCAGGAGCAGCUUGACGCGUUUCUGCUGGAGAACUUUGUGCCCUUGAUGGCACGACCGGACUUCCUAUCUUAUCUGAGUUUGGAGAAGUUGAUGGCAUAUCUGGAUAGUGACCAGCUGAGUCGAUUUCCGGAAAUUGAGCUGUACGAGGCGGUGCAGGCCUGGCUGAGACAUGACCGGCGGCGCUGGAGACAUACGGAUGCGGUCGUGCAGAACCUGCGCUUUUGCCUCAUGACCCCUGCCAAUGUCUUUGAAAAGGUGAAGACAUCAGAGUUCUACCGUUAUUCCCGCCAACUGAGACUAGAAGUAGACCAGGCACUCAGCUACUUCCAUCAAGUGAACGAACAACCGCUGGCGGAAACCAAGUCCAACCGCAUCAGAUCCGUGAGACCCCAGACUGCUGUAUUCCGUGGAAUGAUUGGCCACAGCAUGGUCAACAGCAAGAUCCUCCUCUUGCACCGGCCCAAAGUGUGGUGGGAACUAGAAGGCCCUCAGGUGCCGCUCCGGCCCGAUUGCCUGGCCAUCGUCAACAACUUCGCUUUCCUGUUGGGUGGUGAAGAACUAGGCCCAGAUGGAGAAUUCCACGCUUCUUCUAAGGUCUACCGCUACGAUCCCAGACAGAACUCCUGGCUACGCAUGGCCGACAUGUCCGUUCCCAGAUCAGAGUUUGCGGUCGGCGUCAUCGGGAAGUAUAUUUACGCCGUCGCCGGCCGCACUCGCGAUGAGACGUUCUAUUCUACGGAGCGUUAUGACAUUGUUGAGGACAAGUGGGAGUUUGUAGACCCGUACCCUGUAAACAAGUACGGCCACGAAGGAACCGUGCUCAACGGGAAGUUGUAUAUCACUGGCGGCAUCACCUCCUCUUCCACCUCAAAACAAGUAUGCGUUUUUGACCCGGGACGGGAGGGAACGUCCGAACACCGUAUGCGGCGAACGCCUAUCCUCACCAACUGCUGGGAGAACAAGUCAAAAAUGAACUACGCUCGUUGCUUCCAUAAGAUGAUCUCCCACAAUGGGAAGCUGUACGUGUUCGGCGGGGUGUGUGUGAUACUGCGUGCCUCUUUCGAGUCCCAGGGCUGCCCUUCGACGGAAGUGUACGACCCAGAGACCGACGAGUGGACUAUUUUGGCCUCUAUGCCUAUAGGACGCAGCGGACACGGAGUGGCAGUGUUGGACGAACAGAUCAUGGUGCUUGGAGGACUUUGCUACAACGGUCAUUACAGCGACUCUAUCCUCUCAUUUGACCCAGAGGAGAACAAAUGGAAAGAGGACGAGUAUCCCAGGAUGCCUUGCAAACUGGAUGGACUGCAAGUGUGUAGUUUGCACUUCCCAGAAUACGUUCUGGAACACGUGAGACGCUGCAGCUGAGUCUUUGUAACUUCUCGACAGUUUAGGAGACAAACGUUUACAGGUGUGACAAGUAAUACUAAUACUGUUGAAGCUUUUAAACUGUAGGCCAGUGCUUAUUUAAGAAGAAAACUCCUUUUUAGGCUUUCAUUGUAGAAGGAAGGUUUGUUAUUUGGUCCGUAAAAACGAAUACAGACAACCUUUUUGCUCAUACGUCUGACUCAUUGCACUGUAAUCAUCCUGUAGAGCACAUAAUACUCUUCAUGUUUCGCCACAUUGUCUUCUAUAUGUGACGUUCUUCUAUAUCCCUUCAUUCUCUUUACAGGAAGUCAUGUUUUAUGCGUGCGUAUUUCCACAACAGGUAGUCUGCUGUGUCUAGGAGCGGUUGGAAAACAAAAUGGGGACUAAAUGAAGUAGAGGAACUCAUGAAAAAAGUUACAAACUUCCCUGUCCCUUUUUUCUUUGACAUUUACUAAUCUAAGAAUGCAUUUGUGCUGAUACUAGUGAUGUUGUAGUGGAUAAUGACUGUAAUGAUUGUAAUCUUGACGAUGAUGUUGACAAGCAUUGCACUCGUAUAAGGGCGUAUAUUACUGCUCUACAAUAACACCAGUCCUCCACUGCUGACUGCAAAGAGAGAAAAGGGGACGGCAGAGAUUAGGGGACGCGUAGUUCCCACUUCUCCAACCUUUAUUAGUUGUGCUUAUGCUUAUUUUCAACUUAUUUAUUAAAAUGGCAAAGCCUUGCCUUGAUCCAAUCUGUGUAAUGUAAUGAACUGCUUUCUCUGUGUGUGUGUGUGUGUGUGUGUGUGUGUGUGUGUGUGUCUGUCACUCAUUUUGUUUCACCAGCAAAGGGCUAAAGCACAUAUGCAUCUUGUGUUUAAUGUCUUAAUGAAACACUAACAGCAGUUCUGUAAGUUUAGGCAUCCACUAUGUAUUAAAAUCAGUUGUGGUUAAAGGGAUAGUACACCCAUUAUUCAUCAAUUUCUCACCCUUAUUUCGUUCCAAGCCAG
Messenger RNA from Sinocyclocheilus anshuiensis, 3145 nucleotides. RefSeq names its product kelch-like family member 15 (gene klhl15). The transcript has 4 exons. Gene Ontology annotation, cellular component: nucleus; Cul3-RING ubiquitin ligase complex. NCBI's taxonomy places the organism in Eukaryota, Metazoa, Chordata, Actinopteri, Cypriniformes, Cyprinidae. Gene Ontology annotation, molecular function: protein binding. Bases 193 to 2157 code for a protein of 654 amino acids. Gene Ontology annotation, biological process: protein ubiquitination; nuclear protein quality control by the ubiquitin-proteasome system. The record is from RefSeq and is a predicted model, not a curated record.